GCGUGUCGUGCGCCACAAAGUUACUCCAGCCUCGGUGACUCCAACUUCUCCAACUUCAGGGGAAACUUUGCGCAGAGCACUCCGUGUCGCAGCGCCUGUCCCCGAGCGGCACAGCCACACGCCUCCUCCGCAGCUGGUCCCCCCUGCUCCGCUGUACCAUGCGCAGCGGCCGUGUCACCCGUCUGCUCCUCUUGCUCCUGAGCGCCGUGCUGACUGUCCAGUCCGAGCUGGAGACGGAUGAAGUGGUCCCCAGGCUGCUGUCCGGCCAGGAGGCGCGCCUCUCCCCGGACAACGCCGUCCGCACCCCGCGGCGCCGCGGCCGGCGCUCCCUGGACGCCGCGCGGGGAGGACCCCCUGACCCGGACAACCUCGUUGUGACGCUGCCUGCUUUUGGCAGGGACCUGUGCUUGAAUCUGACGCGGGACAGUGCGUUUCUCUCGGCGGACUUCGUGGUGGAGGAGAGGCGCCGGGACCAGAGCGCAGCGACCAGACGCUUGUCCAAGAAGCAGCUCUGCUUUUACUCGGGCUCCCUCGUCAACCACACGGACUCUCUGGUGUCGAUACGCACCUGUGGCGGGCUGACUGGGCUCAUCCAGAUAGGGGAGGAACACCUUUUCAUCGAACCUGUCAGUGAAAACGACCCAUCAAAGUCAUUCUCUGGACUUAAACACCGGCUGGUGAGACACCGGCGCUCAGCCAAGACCCACUCUGGUCUGGAUGCUGACCAUCCUGGCUUCUGUGGGACGAAACAAGGUAAGAAGAAGGAGAAGAGGUCAAAGAUAGGUGAAGAGGGUCGUGGGAAGAGGAAUGCCAUUCGCCUGCACGAAGCAUACACGGUGGAGACGGUGGUGGUGGCAGACUCGGACAUGGUGCAGUACCACGGUGCUGAGGCAGCGCAGAGGUUCCUGCUAACUGUCAUGAACAUGGUGUACAACAUGUUCCACCACCAGAGUCUGGGAGUGAGGAUCAACAUUCGAGUUACCAAGCUGGUGUUGCUUCACAGCCGUCCAGAAAAGCUACGCGUGGGCCAUCAUGGAGAACGGGCUUUGGAGAGCUUCUGCCAUUGGCAGUAUCACGAGUUCGGGGGCCCGCGGUACCUGGGCACCAACCACGUUCCUGGAGGAAGGGAUGACAUCCCGCCAGUGGAUACAGCUGUGCUUGUCACCAGGACAGAUUUCUGCGUUCAUAAAGAUGAACCCUGUGAUACAGUUGGUAUUGCUUAUCUGGGCGGUGUCUGCAGUGCCAAGAGGAAGUGUGUGUUGGCAGAGGACAAUGGACUCAAUUUGGCCUUCACCAUUGCUCACGAGUUGGGACACAACAUGGGAAUGAGCCAUGAUGACGACCACGCCACCUGCACGGGUCACUCCCACAUCAUGUCCGGUGAAUGGGUGAAAGGGAGGAACCCCAGUGACUUGUCCUGGUCGUCCUGCAGCCGCGAUGAUCUGGAGAACUUUCUCAGGUCCAAAGCCAGUGGCUGCUUACUGUACACAGACCCCAGGAGCCGUUACCAGGUCCGGCUGCCUCCCAAGCUGCCCGGCAUGCACUACAGCGUGGACGAACAGUGCCAGAUCCUGUUUGGAACCAAUGCCACCUUCUGCAACGACAUGGAGCACUUGAUGUGUGCUGGCCUGUGGUGUUUGGUAGAGGGUGAUGCUUCCUGUAAGACCAAACUGGAUCCUCCUCUGGAUGGAACAGAGUGUGGAGCAGACAAGUGGUGCAGGGCAGGCGAAUGUGUCAGUAAGACUCCCAUCCCUCAGCAUGUGGACGGAGACUGGAGUCCUUGGAGCCAUUGGAGCAUGUGCAGCAGGACCUGCGGUACUGGAGUCCAGUUCAGACAGAGGAAAUGUGACAACCCUCCGCCUGGCCCUGGUGGCCGUCACUGUCAGAGUGCCAGUGUGGAGCACAAGGCCUGUGAAGGUUCCCCCUGUCCAAAGGGGACACCCAGCUUCAGAGACCUGCAGUGUCUGUCCUACGACCGUCACAUCAGCAAGAAGAAGGGCAGCAUGCUGACUGCCAUUAUUAAUGAUGAGAAGCCAUGUGUGUUGUUCUGCAGCCCGGUGGGUCGAGAUGUCCCAGCCCUGAUGGCUGACAGAGUAAUGGAUGGGACACCCUGUGGACCGUAUGAGGCUGACCUGUGUGUUAACGGGAGGUGUCAGAAAAUCGGCUGUGACGGCAUUAUUGGCUCUUUGGCUAAAGAGGAUCGCUGUGGCGUUUGCAAUGGAGAUGGCCGCUCCUGUAAGAUAGUGAGAGGAGAUUUCAACCACACCAAAGGCAUGGUCACCGCUAGGCAGUGUAAGAGGGUAUCUACCUGUGUGAUGGCUAAACCCAGAGCCGUCCCCAAGUGUUUUUCAUGCUACAUCGAGGCUGUGGUUAUCCCUGCAGGAGCCAGGAGAAUCAAAGUUGUGGAGGACAAACCUUCACAUAGCUUUCUGGCCCUGAAAGACUCCAGUAAGAGAUCCAUCAACAGUGACUGGAAGAUUGAGCUUCCAGGAGAGUUUGAGCUUGCCGGGACCACAGUGCGCUAUGUAAGAAGGGGACUGUGGGAGAAGAUGUCUGCCAAGGGACCCACUAAGACCCCCUUACACCUGAUGGUGCUGCUUUUUCAUGACCAGAGCUACGGGAUCCACUAUGAGUACACGGUGUCCCUGAACGUUUCUCAGGACAGGAGCAGUGAGGAGCACAGGGAACAAGAAUAUCUCUAUAUCUGGACGCACAGCAGCUGGCAGGACUGUACUGUCCAAUGUGGAGGAGGUGAGCGGAGGACAGUGGUUUCCUGUAUGAGGAUAGCCAAUAAAACCAUGGAGGUGGUCAACGAUAGCUACUGUCAUCCGGAGAACCGCCCACUGCCCCAAGUGCGACACUGCAACUCUCACCCCUGCCAAUACUGGUGGGUGACAGGUGAGUGGGGAUCCUGCUCCAUCACAUGUGGCAAAGGUAUUCAGGAGAGGGAGGUGGUUUGUGUUUACCACCUUCAGAACGGCUCACUCAUCCACACCAGGGACCUAUACUGCCAGGGAGGAAAACCUCCUGUUCUGCAGGGCUGUGAGGGCCGCCUCUGCCUCACUGUGUGGGAGGCUUCAGAGUGGUCCAUGUGUUCGUCAGACUGUGGUCAGGGUGUUCGCCGGCGGACGGUAUCAUGUACAAACCCUCAGGGUCUAUGUGAUCCCCUGUCCCAGCCUACUCAAGAGGAGCCCUGUGAGGACCACUCCAAAUGUUACGAAUGGAAGACUGGGGACUGGUCCAAGUGUUCAUCAUCCUGUGGGAAGGGUCUGCAGUCACGAGUUGUCCAGUGUAUGCACAAAGUUACUGGUCGUCACGGCAAUGACUGCCUAGUGACACUGAGACCACCCACCUACCGACCCUGUCACCAUGGUGCCUGCAACGAGAAAGUAAAUGUGAACACCAUCACCUCCCCCAGGCUAGCUGCUCUGACCUACAAAUGCAUGGGGGACCAGUGGACGGUGUAUUGUCGCGUGAUCCGGGAGAAGAAUCUCUGUCAGGACAUGAGGUGGUACCAACGCUGCUGUGAAACCUGUAGAGACUUUUAUGCCAAGAAAAUACUGCACAAGAGCUAAUGGCCAAAUGCACCCACUGUCCUCCGAAUAGCGCUCCAUUUUGUUAAUGUCUUUAUUAUUGUUAAUUAAGAAAUUAUUUUUGCGUUUAAAAAAUGAAGCAUGGCAAGUACACGCAAGUGUGCAUUUGAAAUGGGCUCAUAAGCUUCUAGUUUUUCAUGAAAACUUGAAAAUGUCCAAUAUUUCUUUUGCUGUUCACCAAAACAUUUUUCUUUAGGCGGGGGAGCCUUUGGAAAGCCAAUCCAGGUGGCUGGAUUGCACAGAAUAAUUGAAAAUAAGUGCCUGGUUUUGAAGUUGACUUUUUCUGGCAGGUCUAUCAGAUGACAGAGGAGUGAGCCAGAGCUUUCCCCUCUCCUAUCUUCUUUAAUUAUGCUCUCCAUUUUAUCUCUUUCCCUGUACUGUACUGUACUGUAUUAUAGCUAAUUGUUGCAAUUUCAAAUUACUAGUAAAUAGGUUUAUAUCAAGGUGAAUAUAUCAUACUUAAGUAUUAAUUAAGUAUUCUGUAAUAAUAUGUAAGUAUUGAUCAGGAGCAAUCGAAAAAUACUGUGGAAUUACAGUGAAUGAACCCAGCCAAUGAUAAGAGACCCACUGAUUGCCCAUGUAGCAGAACAUUAUUACACUCACACUCUAAGGGUACAGUACAUGGUUGUUUUGAAUUUCCUUUCAGGUGCACGCCAAAGACAUUUUGCCAACACUAUCAUUAUGUUUAUUCUAAGAUUUAUUUGAAUUCACAUGUGCACAGUUCACAGUUGUGAGUGGUCAGAUUGAUCAGUGAGAACUGACAAUUUUCAUUGUCUGUGUGAGCGCUUGUUUUCCUGACCACAGGCCUUUUUAAGCUUGUUUAAAUGGUGCAAUGCCGCCUCAGGCUGUGAACAGGUGUGUUGCCACUGCAGCCUUAUAGCAGGGCUGCGAUGAUCCUGCCUGGCAGUAGGACCAGUUAUCAGUUAUUGUUGUUGGACUAUCCAACAUCAUUAGAAUCAUAUCAAGGCCUGGAGAGAUGAGUUCUUAACUCCAAGCUAGUGCACACACGUCAGAAUUUUGUAAACAAAUAAAAUUGAACCUUUUAAUGCACAGCUUUGUGCACUGAGAUAGUUUACAUUUCACCAUUAUAUCUGACAAAGACACAUUUUCAUCCCUCGUUUCACUUGCAUUAUAUAUAUAUGUACAUAUAUUUUAAUGCACAUAGCUGUGCAUUAAAAUGUUUCAAUUUUAUUUGUUUACAAAAUUCUGACGUGUGUGCACUAGCUUGGAGUUAAGAACUCAUUUCUCCAGGCCUUGAUAUGUAUACAUAUAUAUAUUGAUCACAUAAUGUGGUAUUGACCACAUAAAAUGUAGAUGUAGAUUUACUCUCAUUUGUUAUACUUUGGCACAUGUAUGCAUCACUGUUGGCCAGAUCAUCAUCUGAUUAGAAGCAGUCAUGGUUUUUCAGGCUACAUGCCAAUCAGGCUCAGCUCUCCUCCAGUCCAGGGGUUGGUGCCGCAGGACAUCAAGCUAUUAAAUAACUAGAGUAACUGCUGCACUUCAACAGUUUACUUUGAUUAAAACAGUUAAGCUUCCCAAACCUUAAUUCACUCAACUCCCUCACCAAAACAGAUAACUCUUUCAAAUAACUGUUCAAUUUCCCCCACACCAGUGCAUCUGCAGUAUUACAUACUUGGUACUUAUAACAUGAGAUAUUUCAUAGGCAGUUACAAUCCCUCGAAAGUUAACGUGAAUAUUAUUAUAUCAUUGACUAUUCCCAGUUCUCAUACACUGUGUAGAAAUUUUCUCAUGACAGGUCAAAAUACCUGUUCAAUAAUAAUAAGCCUUUAUUCUUCCUCAAAUACAAGGGUUGGGGGGAGGUGGCUUGUUAUUUCACCUUUAUGCUGGCAGCGGAGGUAGUCACAGAUCUAUGUCUGUGUAAAAGGGGGAGCCUGCAUGCUGGAACAGAGGCUGGAGCUGCUGUGUUACCCUUUUUGUGUCUUCCUGGAAUGUCAGCAUGCUCACUAGAAUUACAAACCCUGGUCGCACUAUGAGAACUUUUUUUGGUUCCCCAAAAGCAGAAGUGAGUGGACUUAAUGGCAAUAUAGCAAGAUGUCUGCAUAAAGGGGGCUUUUUAAAAUAACUACUAAAAAGAAAAAGUGACUAGACCUUUUGGAAUCAUCUGCAUUUAGGUAUAACUAAUUCUUUAGAUAAGAUCAGAUGGGGUUGCCCCAGCAGGGUCCUUACUGCAGCAGUGUGGGUGGCCCGGGCUGCACGUCACCUCCACUCUCUCCUCUCCCUGCCUCUCCUCUCUCUCUCCAUAAUACUAAGAAAUAGAGCAAAGAUGCAGAAGAAAAAAAUAUAUUUUAAAAGUUAUAUAUAUAUAUAUAUUUUAACUUUAUUGGAACAGACAGUCAAAGUCUAAGUUGGACAAAGUCUGUGAACUCUAGGAGUUAUCAAACCUGAAGUCCAGUUAAUGGGAGUGUGGGUGUGUGUUAGAGCUAUUUUCUUUCACUGCAUGGAUCACAUCUGCUGAUGAGACAAAAAAACAACAAAAUAAACAACAACCCAUCGCUGUUCACUUGAAAUUAGCCAAAGAGCACCUUGAUACCCCACAACUUUAGAUAGUUUGAGAAGAAUAUUUACUAUGGAGACAAUCCUCAUUUUGCAGUGGCCCAGUCCCUAAAGCAACAGAGUUACUGUGGAAUGACGUCAAGAGUGACAUUCACAUUUUUUACCCUAUACUUUGUGACCUGCUGAUUUUAAGAUCAAUUUAUGCAGAAAACAAGAUGAUUCCAAGCUUUCACUUACUUUUUCUUGCCACUAUUUAAAUGUACACAUGCAAAUGAAAAUGUAAUUCCACAAUUACAUUAUAAAUUCCCACAAAUGUAUGUCUUUUGAUAAAAAAUUUAAAUGAAUCCGAAAUUGUGUAUUUUAAAUAUUUACCCUGCUGAU
Scophthalmus maximus (turbot) is the source of this 6488-nucleotide messenger RNA. It is a transcript of the gene adamts17, whose product is annotated as ADAM metallopeptidase with thrombospondin type 1 motif, 17. Bases 159 to 3575 code for a protein of 1138 amino acids. The transcript is spliced from 24 exons. Gene Ontology annotation, biological process: proteolysis; extracellular matrix organization. Gene Ontology annotation, cellular component: extracellular matrix. The record is from RefSeq and is a predicted model, not a curated record. NCBI's taxonomy places the organism in Eukaryota, Metazoa, Chordata, Actinopteri, Pleuronectiformes, Scophthalmidae. Gene Ontology annotation, molecular function: metalloendopeptidase activity.